AUGUCUAAACAAAUUGAAGAUAAUUAUAACCCGAGUAAAGAAGAUAAUAAAAAUUCUGGCAAGAUUCAUUUUAUCCGUAAAAAAUUAUCAUUACCAAAUUUUAAUAACAAUAGAGAAUUUGGACGCUUAAACUUAGAACACUGUCUUUAUCGAUACCAAUGGCAAGGAAAUUUUUCGUCACCAAUUGAACAACAAUUAAAAGAAGGAAAGAUGCAAGUUCUUAAUAUUGGUUCUGGUACUUGCGCUUGGGUUAUGGAUAUGGCAACCGAAUAUCCAAAAUGUACAUUUUUAGGUCUUGAUACUUCACCUAUAUUUCUUACUGAAGGUCAACGUUUACCAAAUACAGGAUUUAUGCAAUCAGAUGUGUUAAAUAAUGAGACUUUUGAUUUCGUGUCUGAACGAUUUCUCAUAUAUGCAUCAACGAAUUCUGAGUGUAGACUCUUGUUCAAUGAAAUGUGUCGUGUAUUGAAACCUGGAGGAUGGAUUGAAUUAAUGGAAUUUCGAAUAGGUUAUGAAAAUUAUGGCCCUAUAACAAAAUCUGGGAAUGAUCAAGUAUUAGAUUACUUGAGAAAAAAAGGAAUAUACUCAGAAAUGAAUAUUAACAUGAUACCUCAAUUGAUUCAGGAUUCUCCUUGCUUGACAAAUUUUUAUCAAUUAGAGAAGAAAGGUCCAAUAGGAAAUUGGGGUGGAGAAUUUGGAAGUUUGAUGUUAGAAAACUAUAAAAUGAGUCGCCGUUCGUUAAAUUCUUUUGCGAAAUUAAUAUCUGAUAAUGAACAUGAAGAAUUUAUAAAACAAUUGUCGACUGUUAUGACUGCAUUGAAAUUAACGAAUCAUAUUGGAAAAUCUAAAAGACCAUUAAAGAAAUAUAUGACAUAUGGUAUUCUACCUAUUUAUGAUGGUAGUUCGGCAAUUUCUUAG
Messenger RNA from Diversispora eburnea, 918 nucleotides. Lineage: Eukaryota; Fungi; Glomeromycota; Glomeromycetes; Diversisporales; Diversisporaceae. The record is from the annotation of a GenBank genome assembly.